This is a messenger RNA of Manduca sexta (tobacco hornworm), 2545 nucleotides long. It is a transcript of the gene Ptp36E, whose product is annotated as receptor-type tyrosine-protein phosphatase kappa. The record is from RefSeq and is a predicted model, not a curated record. Gene Ontology annotation, biological process: protein dephosphorylation. NCBI's taxonomy places the organism in Eukaryota, Metazoa, Arthropoda, Insecta, Lepidoptera, Sphingidae. The coding region runs from base 322 to 2394 and encodes 690 amino acids. The transcript has 17 exons. Gene Ontology annotation, molecular function: protein tyrosine phosphatase activity.
GCUCGCCCAGCGACGACGUCUCGCUGCACGCGCCCAGCCGUGCUAAUUUUACACGCCACUUACUGUGCUCCUGCACAUUUCACCAGCCGAUAGUGAAGUGUUUUAACCACGUAGUGAGUGAGUGUCGAGUGCCCGCCGAGUGCCGCCCCGGUGCCGCCGUGCUUCAACCGUGGCGACUUGACAAACGGCAUUGAUAAACGAAACAAUGUCUGGAGCUUUAUGAUACCACGACUACUUUGUAACAUUUUUGUACAGUUUUGAUAUUAUAUUUUCAUUUUACGUGUAAGAUGUGCUAGUGUUGACUGUUUGUGUAAAGUCGAUAUGUCGUCGAGGACGGGGCCUCGCGGGACGUCAGUUACGACCAGUCAGAGGAAACACCGCUCGCGGUCCACCACCAGAUAUGACAUGGAGAAGAAGCCGAAGACGAAGGGAACGAGGCCGUCGGGCACCACUAGCUUGGUCUCCAUACCCAAUAGCAUCAAACUGACUAUGCUCAACAGCGGGCUUAUAUCUUUCGACCGAGUGACGUUUAAGCCCAAAACGGACGAGAAUGGUUCCAUAUCGGAGACGAUACCCGACCGGCCAGUCGAGCUCAAGAACUUCCCCAAACUCUGCGAGCAGCGCAGAAAAUUCCCAGUGCUCUACAAACUAGAGUUCCAAACGGCAGUCAAAGUGGAGACGCAUUCGUGUCGGCACGCGACGAAGAAGACCAAUCUACACAAGAACCAAAACCAAAAAGUUAUUCCUUACGACUACAAUCGAGUGGUGCUAGAAACCGUGGAUCGGGAGCCAGAUUCGGACUACAUCAACGCUUCCUAUAUAGAUAGUAUAUUAAAACCAAACGCGUAUAUAGUAACUCAGGGUCCAACCGAGGAGACGGUGGUGGACUUCUGGCGCAUGAUCUGGCAGGAGCGGGCUGCUGCCAUCGUCAUGCUCACCAAGACCUUCGAUUUUAUCAAGGUAAUGUGUGUCCAAUACUGGCCACCGAACAAAGAAAAAGAUGAAACGUACGGCGACAUCAGCGUCGGAAUUGUUCAAGAGGAGGAACUCGCCAACUUUCACAUACGAACAUUCAGACUGUACAAGAGCGAGAAAGAUGUGGUGGUAGAAGAGAGAUUUAUCCUGCAGUUUCAUUACACGCAGUGGCAUUCGCACACGUGUCCGUUCAGUAAUGCCCUGCUGGAGUUCAGGAGACGCGUGAGGGCGGUCGUGGGGAGAAGGUUGGCGACCAACCCAGCGGCUGGACCGAUGGUCGUACACUGCAAUGACGGCGGUGGCAGAUCAGGCGUAUACCUAGCCAUUGAUGCGAAUUUAGAAUUGGCUGAAGAAGAAGACUGCUUUGAUGUUUUCGGAUUCUUGAAAAAGUUACGACAAUCGAGGAAAGGCCUUAUAGAAAACGAGGAACAAUACAAAUUCGUAUACGACACAUUAGAAGAGCACGUGGUCUGUGGAGUGUCAUGGUUCCCCGUGUCCGAAUUGUCCCAAAGACUGAAGCAGAAAUCCCAAAGGGACCCGGUGUCGAAGCUCAACGAGUACCAGAAGGAGUACCAGCAGAUCUGUAAACAGACUCCUAGGUUUACGAUAGGUGACUGCGCUGGCGGACACAGGGGUGACAAUAGAGAAAAAAAUCGAGAUGUUCUCGUCGUUCCGCCUGACAAUUUUCGCCCAUACCUGACAUCUUUCCAAGGGAACAGUUUUACCGACUACAUAAAUGCCGUAUUUGUAGAUGGUUACACAAAGCCUCGUGAGUAUAUAGUGACGGAAUGGCCUCUCGUAAGAACUCAAGGAGAGUUCUGGUCCUUAGUUUACGACUAUGAAUGUGCAGCCGUCGUUGUUUUAUGCGUCCCACCAAAGAACUCUCAACAAUACCCUCCGUUUUGGCCGGAGGGCCGCCAUUCAAAGAAGUACGGACCAGUGUUCACAAUAGAUCACGUUUCUCAUAAUCAUUAUACCAAUAUCAAGACUUGGAUAUUUAGAAUCAAUAAGAAGAUCAUCUCCCUUACUGAACUAAUGGCGGGCGUGAAGGCUCCAACGAAGACAGUGCAACUAUUCCAACUGACGUGCUGGCCGAUGGGUCACAAGGUGCCCUCCUCCACCAACUCGCUCGUGGAACUCAUGAACAUGGUCGAGCGGUGGCGGCAGCGGACUGAUUAUGGGCCCGUCUGUGUCGUCUCGCCGGAUGGGCGCAGCCGGGCCGGCGUCUACUGCGCUGCCAACGCGUGCAUCGAGCAGGUGAUCCAACACGGCGAGGUGGACGUGUUCCAAGCAGUGAAGACAGUGCGCCGACACCGGCCCCAGCUCGUCGAGAACAUGACCGAGUACAAAUACUGCUACGAUCUCGUGCUGCACUACGUGUUGCACUACUUGAACAAGGAUAUGAAUGAAAAGAAGUGAGAGUGCGAACUCAAAGACGAGCUCUGGUUCAUUGAGUUCGGGCGUGGUGCAGCGUUACCGACCACACCGGAGGAAACGAGUCCAUCUGCUUCACGAGACUCCAAACGGCAACAGCAGCAGCAGCGGCCGGCGCGGCCUCGCCGCGGUCUGU